Molecule: messenger RNA, 3217 nt
Organism: Patiria miniata (bat star)
Lineage: Eukaryota; Metazoa; Echinodermata; Asteroidea; Valvatida; Asterinidae
Product: NSFL1 cofactor p47-like
Exons: 7
Coding region: 38-2596 (852 amino acids)
Biological process (GO): membrane fusion; autophagosome assembly; proteasome-mediated ubiquitin-dependent protein catabolic process
Cellular component (GO): cytosol; nucleus
Molecular function (GO): ubiquitin binding
Source: RefSeq, a predicted model, not a curated record
ACCAAGCGUCGAGAGGUGACUAUUCAGCUGAUUCAUCAUGGCGGACGAAGCACAAAAAGCGAGUUUGAUCGCCGAUUUCGCUGGUGUUACCGGCGUAGAUGCAGACAGAGCGAAGUUUUAUCUGGAGUCCUCUGGUUGGCAACUUCAGAUUGCAUUGGGGAGCUUCUAUGACAACGACGGCGGUGACGACGAUGGCGUCAUGUUCCACGAAGCUUCAGACGACCCCAACACAGCUGGACGGCAACAGCCCGAGCUCGUUGACCUGUUCGGCGAGGAGCCGGAGCCAGAAGCGGCGCCGGUGGCCGCGCGGGGUACAGGGGGGAGGACAGGCUCGGCAACAAAACCCCCGUCCCGCUUUCACACCGUCAGCGAUUUUGCGAAAGACGCAGAGGCCGAUAGCGACAGUGGGGAGGAAGGACAGACGUUUUAUGCUGGGGGAUCCGACCACGGAAGCGGGCAGCAAGUUGUGGGUCCACGGAGAAAAAAGAACAACACAGACAACAUGAUCAACGACCUCUUCAAAAGUGCUAGAGACCACGGAGCCCAGGAGGUCGGCGCGGGGUCAUCGACCUCGCCGGACGCUUCUUCCGGCAGUUACGUCUUCAAAGGUGCCGGUUACCGGCUAGGGGACUCAGAGAACACGGGACCGGUGAGACCGGAGCCCGGCACGGCGGGCACACUCCCUGCGAAGGAAUCGGGAGGGACGCACAUUGUUCUCAAGUUGUGGAAGAAUGGAUUCAGUGUGAAUGAUGGGGAGCUGAGGGACAUGAAGGCUCCGCAGAAUGCAGCCUUCCUCAACGAUAUCUCACAAGGCAAAAUUCCGAUGGAGCUGAUCCAGGGGUCCAAAGGCGGGGAGGUGAACCUUGACCUGGAGGAUCAUCGGGACGAGGAGUACGUCAGGCCAAAGGUCAAGGUCGAACCGUUCAGUGGUCACGGCAACAUGUUGGGCAGAAUCUCAUCCCUGUCCACGUGGUCGAAACGUUGCUCCGGUAAUAAUCGUACUCGGACCGACGACCUAGUUUCCAGUGGCUCGGACGAAUUCUCGUCUGACUCGCAAUCUGGUUUUUCAAGUUCGGGUGAGAGCAGUGACGGAGCUUCUCCUCCGGCUCGAAAGCGAGCGGCGACAACUCCAGCAGGACAGCAGACCAACAUCACUUGGCAUAGCGGAGAUUGCUCCCCUCGGCGGUUCGACUUUUGCGGACGUCCUGGCCUCGCUGUUGACUUCGACGAGCAUAGCACCCCCAUGAAAGUCUUCUUCGAAUACCUCACGGACGAGUUCUUCCAGAAAGUUGCCGAGCAGACUAACAAGUACGCCAAUGACAACGGGAUAGUCAACGUGGACGGUCAUAGUAAAAUGUGGUCUGACACUACCCCAGACGAGAUCAGAGCCCUGGUGUGCCUGGUGAUCUUGAUGGGCAUCUCACCCAAACCUAGCCUGACGUCGUACUGGAGCAGACACCCGAUGAUCGAGACUCCGUUCUUCUCCAAAACCAUGCCCAGAGACAGAUUCCUCCACUUGCUAAGGUAUCUCCACUUCAACAACAACGACGACGACGAUGGUUCCGACCGGCUCUUCAAACUGCGCCCAGUCAUCGACGCCCUGACGGAGAAGUUCAAGACGGUGUAUGUUCCAUCGCAGGAUAUAACUACCGGCGAGUCAGUAUGGAAGUUCCAAGGCCCCCAGAAGUGUAGAAUGUACAAAAUCUACAAAACGUGUCAAAGCACAGGAGACGCAGCCGGCUACACGUGGAACUUCAAGAUAUACGCCGGGGAGGACAGAGGUGUCAAAUCUCGUGUGGUGCUCGACCUCAACGAAGACCUCCUCGACCGUGGCUACAACAUCUACCUUGACAGAUGGUUCAGCAGCCCCGCCUUCUUCCUUCAGCUAAGAGACAGGCGCACGAACGCUUGCGGUACCGUCAGGCUGAACCGCAAACACAUGCCAGCGGACUUGAAAGACGUCAGGCUGAAGCGAGGAGAACGGGCCUUUCGUUCGAGCGAGGAAGGACUGCUGGCCCUGGUUUGGAGAGGCAAAAAAGACGUCCAGAUUCUCUCGACGAUGCAUUCCGCCUCAAUGGAACUCAUCACGAGCAAAGACAAAGAUGGCAACGUGGCGGUAAAACCGUCCUGUGUCGCCGAAUACGAACGUGGGAAGUGUGGGCUCGAUCUCUCUGACCAACUUGCAUCGUGUCAUCGUUGCAUUUGCAAAUCGGUGAAGUGGUACAAGAAGCUGUUUCUCUACCUGGUAGACCUGUGUUUGGUCAACGCAUUCCUCGUCUACAAGGUCUUGGGUCACGAUACCACCUUCACGGAUUUCCGUUUGAACCUCAUAACCGAGGUCCUACAGGAGGCAACCUUACCGGAGUACACCAUGCGAAGUCGCCCGCAUACCCUACCCAGUCCCAACAGACUGACAGGGCGGCACUUCCCCAUGGCUAUUCCCCCAACUGCGAAGACUUUGGGUCCCUGCAAAAGGUGUGUCGUUUGCAAGGCCAAGGGCCACAGGCGCGAGACGAGGUAUGCCUGCGACACCUGCGACACUCCUCUGUGCAUAGAUCCAUGCUUCAAGAUCUACCACACUCGAGCAGAUUAUUGACAACUUUUUCCUGCAUUGCUUUUAAGUUUAGUGUCGCCCAGGUAAUUUCAUAAGAAAAUACUAAGCUCCAGUUUCGCCUACAUGUAUGUCAUCGCAAAAGAAGUUUUCAAUGUAUAAUCGAAAAACUUGAGUGAAAAAUAAAAACAGUUACAUCCAGUCAUCUUUUUUUUACUCUAGCUACUGCUGCUUUCAAUUAUGAUUCUUUAACUGUGAGGUCUGGGGUAGUAGUGGCUUGAGUAAGACAUAACGACUUGAUGUAACGGUUGUCUAUUUCCAUACGUUGUGAUAGCAAUGUAACGGACUUGUGUUUGAACAUUGGUAUGGCUAAAAGAUUACUUAGUUUCGUGCAAGUAAUUUCAUUACAAACGUUUUUGGACAAUUUUCUGGGGACAGUAAUAUAUGCAAAAUAGACUCGCACGUGCACACGCAUCGAUCGAAACAAAACCAUUCUGAAAAUUUCAGCAAGAGUGCAUUUACAUGUAUAUGACCACGGUCAAUUAGCCGGCUUGAGACCUUGACACAGUGCUUCCUUCAAAAUCAGCCACCAAUUUUGCCAUAUGUGACCGGCUCCACAAAAAAGGGUCUCCAUAGAUCUCCACAGCCCCUCCAAUUCUGGAGAUA